This is a messenger RNA of Cyprinodon variegatus (sheepshead minnow), 3700 nucleotides long. RefSeq names its product DENN domain-containing protein 1C-like (gene dennd1c). Gene Ontology annotation, molecular function: phosphatidylinositol phosphate binding; guanyl-nucleotide exchange factor activity. Lineage: Eukaryota; Metazoa; Chordata; Actinopteri; Cyprinodontiformes; Cyprinodontidae. The record is from RefSeq and is a predicted model, not a curated record. Gene Ontology annotation, biological process: endocytosis; endocytic recycling. The transcript is spliced from 17 exons. Bases 686 to 2839 code for a protein of 717 amino acids. Gene Ontology annotation, cellular component: cytosol; intracellular membrane-bounded organelle.
AGACCUGUGUGGUUCAGAUGAGCCAAAGUAACACAAGGGGGCAGCAAAGGGCCUUUUUGAUCACAAUGUCAUUUCCCUCUUUGUACAGCCUGAAGAGGGGCAACUAUAAAUGCAUUGUGAUUAAGAUUCUACAUCUUUAUUUACACAAUAGCAGGAAAUGGAGAGAGUGUCACUGUUCUCAAUAUGAUGCAUAGUCAAACCGGUGCAUGCAUGGCUGCAUAAAUCAAGUUAAACCAGCAGCCUUACUGACAGUUCUACAGGGGGAACUCUAAAACUAGGUAAUGCUGCAUAAACCUGUAUACUAAGAGCUGUUCUGUAAUUUAAAGAUUUCCAAAUAAACGAAAAGACAUUAAGUAGGUAAACUGAUUUUUAUUUAUUUUUUUAAAGAUGUCCAAGUCUGUGUGUUGUAAAUGUGAUUAACACUUAAAACAUACGAAUGAACUUAAUUUGGGGAGUUAUAUUUUUCAAAGGCUGUCUCAUAACACGUCAUUCACGCAUUGACAAGAGCAUAUUUAGAUAGAUCAGGAAGUGUUCUGUCACUCUAGCGCUGACUGAGCAGACUGCUUCUGGCUGUCUGCUUUCAUCUAUAAACAUACAUCAUCAGAGCAAUGUCAGUCAUCUAAUGAACCACUGAGGACGCCUCUCCUCCAGGACAAGCACAUGGAAACAGCCAGAUCCAGGCAGGAUGGGUUCCAGACUGAAACAAAACCCUGAGCGAACUUUCAACUGGUUCUUUGAAGCAACAUGUCCUGUAGCCAGAGACAAAGAUCCUGGAAUAAAGUUUCAGUUUCCAGAAGACUUCGAUGAUGAGGAGUCUACUCAAACUUUGCCAAAGUUCUGCUUCCCAUAUGACAUACAAAAACCAAAGGAUAAUGUUGCCGUGCAGCACUUUACUUUUGUUUUGACUGACUUGGAGGGAUGCCAGCGCUUUGGUUUCUGUCGCCUCACCAAUGGCACACAGACGUGCCUUUGCAUCCUCAGUUAUCUUCCAUGGUUUGAGGUGUUUUACAAACUUCUCAACAAUUUGGCGGAUUACCUCUCCAAAGGACAGAUUAACGAGAUUAAAGCGCUUCUGGCUGUUCUCCACAAACAAUCCAUACCUCUGGCUCCUGGAUCGGUCACCCUGCAGAUGGGAGAGCAGCUUUUGGUGAGCACUGAUGUGUCCUGUCCUGUCGGACACACAGAGGGACAGGAGGGGAUUCCAUAUUUUAUCGCUCCAGACCCAAAGAGUCUUCCUUCUAUUCCUGAAAAUUUCAUUGACAGUCGCCUGGACAUUCUUAACAAAGGGAAGGGACCAGAUGACCUCUUUGAGGAUGAGAUAACAAAGUGUGAAAUGACAGCAGGGAGGGGCAAAUCCUAUCAGCAGUUAGUUGGCAAUUUAAGGAGAGGUGGUGGAGCUCUAAUCCUCAACAUGAAGACCAAAGCCAAUAUGAAGGCCAAAGUUCUUUCCAAGUCUGGUUUGAAAAACCUGCUGAUUCAAAAGGUCCACCAUGAGGAUCACAGCCUGCAGAGGGGGGGAUCAAUGUUACACCGCCGUGCUCAGUCUGACAGCUUACAGAGCCGGCUGCCAAUCACACAGCAUUUUGGAAAAUCACGACCCCGUCGACCUGGUCAUAAACUCAGAGAGACGGAAUACUCAAAUGACCCUGAAGACCUCAGAGACAGUGAGGUGUCGGGAUCUGCUGGAGAGCUUGACUCUGAGCUCCCCAAGGAAGAAGAAGAAGGUGAUGAUUCACCAUUAUGUGACCCAGAGGAGAUGGAUCUCCUUGGGGAGAUCUUUGACACACUUAGUUCACGCAGCUCCCAUGACCGAGGCCUGCUGUAUGGGACUCGCAGCCUGGAUUUGUUUGGACCAGACAGCCAUGAUUACAUCAUAAAGCGUGGUACAGCCAACCCCAGCCAGGAGAGCCUGUCCCUUUCCAUCAGCGGCAGCGGCAGCUUGCACAGCUGGAAUCUGGAGACCACAGAGGAGCUUUCUGAUCAGAUAGAGGACACAGAAUGGCAUUGUCUGGACACCAGCUUGGCAGAAGAGGAGGGGGCAGAAUGUCCUCUGGUGGCAACUGAUGUUGACGAACAUGAAGCAAGACAGAAGGAGGACAGAGGAAAAGAGAAAGAAGCAAAUGGAGAACUAAAUGGGAAACAGGAAAUAAACAACAUAAAUAACUUUGAGGAAAUUAAGGUAGAAGAGGAGGAAAGUAAGGAAAAACAAGAAAAUAUGGCGAGAUUUGAUGAAAGUAGUGUUGAAGAAAUAACUGAAGGGUUGCAAGAUAAAAGGAUAGAGGAUUCAAGGAAAGACGAUGAAAUCCAAAGUAAGUUGGUAGCACUAGUACAAGAGGAGGAAGAGGAAAAAAAAGAUGUGCAAGAGAAUGAGACAAAAGAAGAAGCGAAAGAAAUCCAAGAAGGAAAGAAUAUUGUUUCUAAAGAAACAAACUCAAAGUGUAUAAACAGGAAUGACCCACUUUCACACUCGGUGGAAGAGCUGCAAAAUGAAGCUGCAGUCCCUCCAUCGCCUAGUAAUAAUGCUGCAAACCCCAAACAUUCUGCAUCUCACGACGAAAACAUUGAUAAAACCCCAAAGAAAGAGGAUGGGACGCGCCUGACCUCACCUCCUCCCAAAGUGCACUCUGCUGUCGCACGCUUCCAGGCUCAGCAAUGCAGCCAGCAAGGAUUUCAGCGAAGGACCAUUUCUAAGAACUCCGUUGAGGUUCCUCUCCGUUGCAGGGAAAAGGUACAGACUCUAUAUGACGUAAACACAAACAAAAACAUAGAGGCGCCUGAGGAGGAGGAGGAACGCCCUCUGGUCAAAGUGUCUGAACUAAAGAAGAGAUUUGAGGCUUAAUGUAUGUAACACCAAAGGCUUCAUCCAUCCACGGUCCUCUUUAUCCGAGACCAGUUGAUGGUGUUACACCAGCCUCCAUUUCGCAGGUAUUCCAGUUUGGUCCUUGAGAAGAAGAGAUACAUAGCAUUUCCUGUGAAUUCUGGUUCGGUUGGUCUUAUGUUAAUCCCUAUUGGAACUCUUCCUCAGGACUCAAGACAUAUUGCUUUAUUGAAGACACACACGCAUGCAAAAACAAUUUUUGGUUCUCAAGUGACCCUAAAUCAAACUAAAGCACCAGCAGACUAAAAAACCCAAAGCAGGUUGUUUUAUUUAUGUUCAUUUUAAAAUUGUUUUUUUUCUAAGGGUAGAAGUUGCUGGUUUCAAUGGUAGCAGCUGAUACUAGUGUGCUGGAAGAGAGACAUAUCUGACAGUAAGGAUGGUGUGUAUAAUAUGGUUACAGUUGAGAUUUUUGUUCUGGUUCUUUCAACUUACUAAAGAUAUUCUUACCUGUAAUAAUAUACAUUGGUAUAAAUGCUGCAAAUUUGCAGAAAAGUCAAUAAUACAGAUUUUUGAAAUGACCUGUUGUCAAAUAGUGGAUGCAACACUAUUUUGUCAAGGAAUUGUGCAUUUUCAUAAUACCUUAUGGUUUGUCACAGUUUUCUCAGAUGAAUACUUCUGUGUAAAAAUGGAGGUUUUGGGUUAGUAUGCAUGUCAAAAUACAAUUUCCAUGACACUGUACAAAUGAUAGCCUGAGCAAAAUAGAAAAUUUAGUUGAACUUUUGCAAAGAUGGAAAAGUCUUGCCUACCUGCCUAAAGCGAUAUAAUUUUGUAAAGAAACACCAGGUGAACCUCUGUUGAAUAUCUUAAAAGUGACCCAAUGAU